AUGCCUCAGAAAGCCUGGUGGAAAGAGGCUGCCGUGUACCAGAUCUACCCCGCCUCCGUCUGCGACCUCAAUGGAGACGGUAUCGGCGAUAUUCCAGGUAUCCUCUCGAAGCUCGACUAUCUCGAGUCACUGGGGGUCGAUGUCGUGUGGCUGUGCCCAGUGUACGAGUCUCCGCAGGUGGACAUGGGAUAUGACAUCUCCGACUACCGCGCCAUCCAUGCCCCGUACGGCACUGUCCAGGACGUCGAUCAGCUCAUCGCGGCGCUGCACAAGCGGGGAAUGAAGCUGGUCAUGGACCUGGUCGUGAACCAUACCUCGGACCAGCACGCCUGGUUCAAGGAGUCUCGGUCAUCGCUCGAUAACCCCAAGCGGGACUGGUACAUCUGGAGGAAACCCCGAUGGGAUGCAGAGGGCAACCGGCAGCCGCCUAACAACUGGGCUUCCGUCUUUGGAGGCAGCGCUUGGUCAUUUGACGAGGAGACGGGCGAGUACUAUCUGCAUCUGUUCUGCAAGGAACAGCCGGACCUCAACUGGGAAAACCCUGAUGUCGCACAAGCGGUUCACGACGUUAUGACCUUUUGGCUCGACAAGGGUGUCGACGGGUUCCGAAUGGACGUUAUCAAUUUCAUCAGCAAGACACCCGGCCUACCGGACGCGCCCGUGACGAUUCCAGACCAGCAGUUCCAGCCCGCCGAACUGCACUACGCAGAUGGUCCGCGGCUGCACGAAUUCCUGCGAGGACUGAGGGGGAUCCUGGACAAGUACAACGCCUUCGCCGUUGGGGAGAUGCCCGGCGUCAAGGAGGAGGCUGAAGUCUUGAAGUCGGUGGCGGAAGAUCGGAAGGAGUUGAACAUGAUAUUCCAGUUCGACAUAAUCUGCCUCGAUAAUGGACGGAACAACAAAUUCUUCCCCAAGGAGUGGUCGCUCCCCAAGCUCAAGGCCAUCGUCCACAAGUGGCAGACCUGCAUGUUCGACAACAGUGGCUGGAACGCGCUAUUCCUGGAGAACCACGACCAGAGUCGGUCAGUUUCACGGUUUACACCCCACCGCCCUGAGAACCGAAACGCAGCCGCCAAGAUGCUGGCCACGUUCAUGGGCAUGCAGGCGGGGACCUUGUUCGUGUACCAGGGCCAGGAGCUGGGCAUGGCCAACUUGCCCAAGGACUGGGGGAUCGACGAGUACAAGGACGUUGAGACCCAGAAUCUGUACCGGCUCGCGCUAGAACAACACCGCGGGGACCCAGACGGUGCGGAGAAGGUCAUGGACCAGGUGCGACUCAAGGCUCGAGAUCACGGCCGGUCACCCAUGCAAUGGAACACACAAAAACACGGCGGCUUCACAACCGGCACGCCGUGGAUGCGCGUCAACGAGGACUACCUGCACUGCAACGCCGAGCAGCAGCAGCGGGAUCCGUCGAGCGUCUUCGCCUACUGGCAGCGGCUCCUGCGGCUGCGCAAGCAGCACGCCGACACCUUCGUCUACGGCAGCUUCGAGCUGCUCGCGGCCGACGACCCCGCCGUGGUGUGCUACCGCCGCGUCCACGCGUCGGCGGGCGCCGCCACGGUGGUGCUGAAUUUCACUGACGGCGAGUAUGCGUGGGAGGCGCCGCCGGGUGUUGUGAAGGCGUGGGAGGGGGCACGUCGCAUCCUGGCGAACUAUGCUGAGCCAGGAGAGAUCCGAAAGCAUAGUGCCGCUGUUGUGUGUCUCCGGCCGUUUGAGGCCGUGGUGCUCCUGGAAGAGCGGAAGAUGUGUUGA
Thermothielavioides terrestris NRRL 8126 is the source of this 1755-nucleotide messenger RNA. Its product is annotated as glycoside hydrolase family 13 protein. Gene Ontology annotation, molecular function: alpha-amylase activity. The record is from RefSeq and is a predicted model, not a curated record. The coding region runs from base 1 to 1755 and encodes 584 amino acids. Gene Ontology annotation, biological process: oligosaccharide catabolic process. NCBI's taxonomy places the organism in Eukaryota, Fungi, Ascomycota, Sordariomycetes, Sordariales, Chaetomiaceae. The transcript has 6 exons.